CGAUUUUACGAAAAGAACCUCAAAUAAUAAUACGCGUCUCUUCUCUUCUCUUCAGCUUUUAAUGACGUGAGUUUGCUUCCCAAACACAGCACAGAGAGAAGCGAAAGCGGAAAGCUUGUUGCUGGUGUUGUUCGUACGGCAGAAGCGAGGAGGGAGGAGGGAGAGAGAGCGAGCCAUGGCUGAGGAGCAUAAGGAGUCGGUGAUGGACAAGAUCUCGGACAAGCUCCACGGCCGCGGGGGCGGCUCCUCGUUGUUGUCGGACUCGGACGACGAGCGGACGUCGGCGACGGCCGCCGUGAAGGCCAGGAUCUACCGCCUCUUCGGCCGCGAGAAGCCCAUCCACUCCGUCCUCGGCGGCGGCCAGCGUAAGCCGAACCUUAAAGCUCUCUCCGAUCUCCACUUGUGGGCUGCCGAUCUGUUUCUGUGGAGGAAUAAGAGGAUCUCUGGCGGGGUGCUGGCAGGCGCCACGGCCAUCUGGCUGCUGUUUGAGGUCAUGGAGUACCACCUCCUAACCCUGCUAUGCCACUGCCUCAUCCUCACCCUGGCCAUCCUGUUCCUCUGGUCCAAUGCCUCCACUUUCAUCAACAAGUCUCCUCCUAACAUCCCUGAGGUGAGGAUCCCAGAGGACCUGGCUGUGAAUGUUGCACGUUCGCUGAGAUAUGAGAUCAACAGGGGCUUUGCUACCUUGAGGCAGAUUGGUCAAGGCCAUGACCUGAAGAAAUUUCUGAUUGUGAUUGCAGGACUGUGGAUUCUUUCUGCUCUUGGGAGCUGCUGCAACUUCCUUACCUUGUGCUAUAUAGUCUUUAUGGUACUGUACACUGUCCCGGUUCUGUAUGAGAAGUACGAGGAUAAGGUUGAUGCUUUUGGAGAGAAGGCUAUGAUCGAGUUGAAGAAGUAUUAUGCCAUUUUCGAUGAGAAAUGUCUAUCUAAGAUUCCGAAGGGUCCGUCGAAAGACAAGAAGCAGCAUUAGAGCAGUAGAACCAUAGAAGGCACUGCGCUGAUUUAUCAUCUCUGUUGAUUACUGCUUGUCGGUUUUGAAGGAUGGUUGUGAUUCCAUGUGACCAUGUCUUCGGUUGAUGGUAAAUGCCUACAUGACCGUGUUCUAGUGUGACCAGCUUACUCUAAAUCGUGCCCUGAAACUCCAUGUUUAACAUUGCUUCCUUGUUUGGAAGUUGGUGAUUCUUCAGUGUCUGUAAUAUAUGGUCGCGUUAUUACAUGACAUCGCUAGACUAUGAUGAAGCGGUUCUUGGUUA
Messenger RNA from Phragmites australis (common reed), 1253 nucleotides. RefSeq names its product reticulon-like protein B1. The record is from RefSeq and is a predicted model, not a curated record. The coding region runs from base 176 to 970 and encodes 264 amino acids. NCBI's taxonomy places the organism in Eukaryota, Viridiplantae, Streptophyta, Magnoliopsida, Poales, Poaceae. The transcript has 5 exons.